ACACUUUGACGAAUCAAACCAAAAGACCAAAACCAAAUUGACCUCAGUACUGUAGAACACUGCGACUCUUCACACUUUUCUUCUUCCCUUCGUCUUCAGCUUCUGCUUCUUCUCUUGUUGCUGCUUCAAAACAGUGAGAAAAAUAUGGGGUUCUCCUCCUUUCUGGGUCGCGUCCUCUUUGCUUCCCUCUUCAUCCUCUCAGCAUGGCAGAUGUUUAAUGAAUUUGAUGACACUGGUGGACCCAUUGCAAAGGAGUUGAUUCCCAAGUUCACUGUUCUGAAGAGAAAUUUAUCCUCCAAACUGGGGGUAAAGACACCAGAUAUUAAUGUGCGGUCAGUCAUUGCCUCUAUCAUAUUUCUAAAGGGGGUUGGAGGAAUUCUAUUCGUGCUUGGCAGUACAUUUGGAUCUUAUCUUCUGCUCUUGUAUCUGGGGCUUUCUACUCCAAUUCUAUAUGAUUUUUACAACUAUAGAUCUAAUAACCCUGAAUACUAUUUACUGCUGAAUGAUUUCAUUCAGAGCACAGCACUUUGUGGUGCAUUGCUAUUUUUUAUAGAGAUGAAGUACUCGAUUACCAGAAGACAAAUCAGGAAGAAGACCCCAAAAGCAAAGACAAUUUAGAGAUUAGAAAGAAUUGUGUAUCUGUUUUCAGUGAAAAGGUUAUUAAAUUUCUUUGUUGUUGUGUUAUGGAAUUAUUGCUUAAACCUUUUUGCAUUGAUGAUUUUUGUAUGUUGGCACAUAAUUUGAUUAUGAAUAUGCUUAAUCAUUCUCAUACCAUUCUGUUGUACUUGCACUAAGAAUAGCUAUUAACAGAAGCUUUGGUUAAAUUUGAAAUACAAUAAAAUAUGAUAUAUACAAGUGUGUACUUCCGA
Molecule: messenger RNA, 869 nt
Organism: Glycine soja
Lineage: Eukaryota; Viridiplantae; Streptophyta; Magnoliopsida; Fabales; Fabaceae
Exons: 5
Coding region: 145-618 (157 amino acids)
Source: RefSeq, a predicted model, not a curated record